GAUAGCACCACCUCUGAGGCCAUCAAUGCAGUGGCAAAGACCUUUUACCAGCUCCUUCCGUGAGUUUCGCCCAAAAUUCCACGGUGAUAUCGUCAGGCCUAAAAAGGGCACUGGUAUCAAAGUGCAUUUCGUAGACUCAAAGAAGAAUCCGAUAAAAACAAUAGAAACAAAUGAAGGCGAUGAUUUAUUACAUUUGGCACACGAGUGGGAUGUCGAUUUAGAAGGUGCAUGCGAAGCUAGUUGUGCAUGCUCAACUUGCCAUGUUAUACUGGAACCAGAGGUAUUCGAUCAAUUAGAAGAGCCUUCAGACGAUGAGAAUGACAUGCUUGAUUUGGCAUUCGGAUUGACUGACACCUCACGAUUAGGUUGUCAAGUACAUGUGCAAAAAACUAUGGAUGGUAUGGUCGUUCAGCUACCGUCAGCGACAAGGAAUAUGUUCGUAGAUGGAGCGAAACCACAUAAGCAUUAAAUAAAUAGAUUAUUUUUUCAAUGUUCAAUGGCGUAAUUACAAUAAUAGCAUUAUAUUCUUGCAUUAAU
This is a messenger RNA of Wallemia mellicola CBS 633.66, 537 nucleotides long. RefSeq names its product ferredoxin. The record is from RefSeq and is a predicted model, not a curated record. The transcript is spliced from 6 exons. Gene Ontology annotation, biological process: positive regulation of oxidoreductase activity; P450-containing electron transport chain. Bases 26 to 469 code for a protein of 147 amino acids. Gene Ontology annotation, cellular component: mitochondrion. Lineage: Eukaryota; Fungi; Basidiomycota; Wallemiomycetes; Wallemiales; Wallemiaceae. Gene Ontology annotation, molecular function: 2 iron, 2 sulfur cluster binding.